CACCCUCCCUCUCCCAGCUGGAGGAAGGGGAGAAGGGCCAGACAUGGAGGCCGUUCCUCCAGGCAGAUCCAGCCUCUUGGGGAUUCUGCUGGUGAUGGUGAAGGUUUUGGUGCUGCUGGUCCAGAACCGGGCCCACCUCUACAAUUUCCUGCUCCUCAAGAUGGUCCUCUUCAACCACUGGCUGGCGGAACUGGCCCAGGAGGCUUGGGGGUCCCACGGCCCCCAGGCCCCCCCAGCCCCUGGGCUUGCAGCCCGCUCCGCAGGCCAGGUGCUACAGGCCGGGCUGGCACUGGUAGAGGUCCUCCUGUGGCUGGCACUGCGGACGCCCCGGCUGGUGUGCGCUGGCGUGCUGGGCUGUGCCCGGGCUGUGGGCCUGGCCUGGCAGCGGCUAAUCGUGUCUGCGGCCACCUGCAUGGAGCUGCUGCUGUCGGGUCUGCGCAGGCUGAUGCUGGUAGUCUUGCUGCUGUUGCUGGUGACCAGGAGGCUGUGCUGGGGGGCCCGGCACUGCAGCCUCGGCUCGCUGCUCUGCAAGGCUCUGCUGGACAACUGUGUGGUGCCUGAGCUCCUGGCUCCGCUGAAGGGUCUAUACCGGUGGGUGGAGAACGCAGCCAUGCUCACCUCCUGGCACCUGGCCUAUGUCAUCACCUGGACCACUUGCCUCGCCUCCCACCUGCUGCAGGCCGCCUUUGAGCACACGGCCCAGCUGGCCCAGGCCCAGGAAACUGAGCCCCAGGAGGGCUCGGGGGCCGUGUCCGAGUCCCCACUCCCUAAGCACCCCGGCCCCGAGGCUGGGUCAGCCCUGUCAGAGCACGGAACCCCUGGAGAAUAAGUGUGUCCCCCUCUGCCUUUCUGGA
Molecule: messenger RNA, 854 nt
Organism: Suricata suricatta (meerkat)
Lineage: Eukaryota; Metazoa; Chordata; Mammalia; Carnivora; Herpestidae
Gene: TMEM270
Product: transmembrane protein 270
Exons: 3
Coding region: 44-829 (261 amino acids)
Source: RefSeq, a predicted model, not a curated record